CGCAGGAUAUGGGCGGAGCUCGUCGGCGUCGUGGGGUGGAUGCAUCAGCGGGGGGUGGUCCAUAGGGAUCUGAAGCUAGAGAACAUCCUGCUCACCACGAACCCGCUCCUCCCGCCCGCGCCCGCGCCCGCGCCCGCGUCCGCGGUCGCGCCGCUCGUGAAGCUCACGGACUUUGGGCUCGCGCGCGCGAUCGACCCGCGCGAUCCGUGGCUGACGACGCGCUGCGGGUCCGAGUCGUACGCCGCGCCGGAGUUGUUGGCCGCGGGGACGUAUGGCGGCACGUACGACGGGCGGGAGACGGACGCGUGGGCGCUUGGCGUGGUGUUGUUUGCGCUC
This is a messenger RNA of Heterobasidion irregulare TC 32-1, 336 nucleotides long. RefSeq lists its product as uncharacterized. The annotation marks the transcript as partial. Gene Ontology annotation, biological process: protein phosphorylation; intracellular signal transduction. The transcript has 3 exons. Gene Ontology annotation, cellular component: cytoplasm. The record is from RefSeq and is a predicted model, not a curated record. Gene Ontology annotation, molecular function: ATP binding; protein serine/threonine kinase activity. Lineage: Eukaryota; Fungi; Basidiomycota; Agaricomycetes; Russulales; Bondarzewiaceae.